AUGGCGCCAGUUAUUCUCACCACAGAGCAUCUGUAUAUGGUUCUCACUAGCUUCGGAGUCCAUCUCACCUACUUUUAUCUCAUCAAGGCCUUUGUGCCUUUUAUCGGAAAGAACCGCAAGCGUCUCUCUUGGGUCCUGACCCUGAUGACCGCAGCAGUUGUGUCUGUGCUAGGGCCGUACGCGACUUUCAGCAGCUUACGGACAGUCUUUUCUGAGCCAGUUCCAUACGAGAGUUACAGCCUUGUCAGUGGUCACUAUAACACUACUAGCAGUGGGCAAUUCUAUCGACACGAUAUCACAUUCCAGCCCACACCAGAUCCCAAAUUGAAUCCGCAGGGUACCAUCGUGGUUGCUUUGGAUCCUACUCUCUCAACGAAGCAGUGGCCAUUGCACGACCAAAAAAAAGCGGAACAAUUGCCCAUGGAUGCUGAGAAGAUCAUCGCACUUUACAAGGCACACGACGCUUCUUACUCGACAUCAUGGACGGCCCUCCGUCACUCAAGGUGGUUUUUCGAUCUGUGCUUUACACCAUCGGACAGUUGGAUGUCACAAGUGGCCGUCACCUUCUUUGCCUGUUACCUGAUCUUGGAUAUGGUAUGUGGUCUGCUUCAUUACCGCGAGAGGGUCACCUUCUUGGCUGGAUGGUUCCAUCAUACCGUGUACACGGGCAUUUGCUACUACACUGUCGUUUCCGGCAAGUCCCACAUCUUUGCCUCGUUUAUGAUCCUUGAAAUUCCUACACUCAUCAUGGGCCUGGGCUUCAUUUACAAAUCUUUGAGGAACGACAUCCUCUUUGGAGGGACCUUUGUACUCUUCAGGGUUCUAUGGGAUUUUGCACUCACACACGAGCUGGUCAUGAACCGAGCUGAUAUGCAUACAGCGGACAAGGCUUUCCUUAUCUUCAAGUCGGUCAUGAACUUCAAGUUCUUUAUUGACUGGGUCAACCAGCAAAUCCGGCUCCGGAGAAGGAAACCGGCCAAGGCUGUCGAUGCGAUAUUGGCCUCUGAAGACAAGGCUGUGGAAUGCAAGUCGGAAUCAAGUCUCUUAACCAAGUCAGCGUCGUCUGGCAUUAGCAGCAGCAGCAGCAUCACAACGAUCGUGUAUCAGCAGCAGAAGAAGAGCCAGCAACAGUCAAUAUCAUCCAGAGCGCAGCAGAUGCAGAACUACUUUCGAGCAGCGAACGACAGCCAGGGCGAGCCAGUAACGACACCCACAGGAAGCACAAGAGUCCGAGAAGCGAGAACACGAACCGCCAGCUUGAUAGAGGAGCAAUCCCGCGCGGAUCAUAUUACAGCGCAUUAA
Messenger RNA from Gamsiella multidivaricata, 1302 nucleotides. RefSeq lists its product as uncharacterized. Gene Ontology annotation, cellular component: endoplasmic reticulum. The coding region runs from base 1 to 1302 and encodes 433 amino acids. Gene Ontology annotation, biological process: lipid homeostasis. The record is from RefSeq and is a predicted model, not a curated record. The transcript is spliced from 2 exons. Lineage: Eukaryota; Fungi; Mortierellomycota; Mortierellomycetes; Mortierellales; Mortierellaceae.